AUUUUUAGCACAGACUGUAAACAGACUGGUGAGGGUAUAAAACCGAGUGAUUUUUGGGAGAGCUCCAUCAAAAGUGCUUUAGCGGCGAAUCAAGAAAGAUCGGGAAUACGAAAUAUAUAAAAGAAUCAAAGAUGUCCGUUGUGCCCCUAAUGUUCCGCGACUGGUGGGAUGAGAUUGACUUUCCGAUGCGCACAUCGCGCCUCUUGGACCAGCAUUUCGGCCAGGGGAUGAAGCGCGACGAUCUGAUGUCGUCGGUGUGGAACUCCCGGCCCACAGUUCUGCGCUCGGGCUACCUGCGUCCCUGGCAGAAGAACAGCCUGCAGAAGCAAGAGUCCGGCUCCACGCUCAACAUCGACAACGAGAAGUUUGAGGUUAUUCUGGAUGUGCAGCAGUUCUCCCCCAACGAGAUCACCGUGAAGAUCGCCGACAAGUUCGUCAUCGUCGAGGGCAAGCACGAGGAGAAGCAGGACGAGCACGGCUAUGUGUCUCGCCAGUUUUCCAGGCGCUACCAGCUGCCCAGUGAUGUCAAUCCAGACAAUGUCACCUCCUCCCUCUCCUCGGACGGUCUACUGACCAUCACUGCCCCCAUGAAGAAGCUGCCCCCACCAUCGACCGAACGCGUCGUGCAAAUCACACAGACUGGUCCCUCCUCAAAGGAGGACAAUGCCAAGAAGGUGGAAACAACAACGACCUAGGCCCCUUAGUUGAGAUUUUUAUACCAAACCGAGAGUUACAAUAGUUAGUAGGUAUAUAUCUAUGUAUUUGUCCCUAUGAUAUUGGGCUUUUAUUAAAAAAAUUACCAAUUAAAACGAA
Molecule: messenger RNA, 813 nt
Organism: Drosophila pseudoobscura
Lineage: Eukaryota; Metazoa; Arthropoda; Insecta; Diptera; Drosophilidae
Gene: l(2)efl
Product: lethal (2) essential for life
Exons: 3
Coding region: 132-695 (187 amino acids)
Biological process (GO): protein refolding; response to heat
Cellular component (GO): nucleus; cytoplasm
Source: RefSeq, a predicted model, not a curated record